CACCACAACUAAAACACCAAAAACCAUAUCAUCCACAUUUUCCACAACUCCAACAACCACAUCAAAGCCCUCAAAAACAUCAAGCACUACAACUACCACAAUGCCCACAAGCACCAUCUCUACAACUACAACUGUAAAAUCAACAGUGCAAACCACUCAAGCCAAUAUUACAUCAGCCAUUCUUUUUGAAUAUGGGCAGGAUGCUGGUGAUCAAUCGCUACCAAAAACAGCAUCUGAUGUCAUCUCUCCCAUUUUCAAGCCAGAGAUUGACUUCACUUUUGGAAAUGCUCGUUACCCUUUAAUUUAUUUCACAGACAAUGGUUUGAUCGUUUUUCCAGCAUCAGCGACAGAGAUUUUCAAUUACACCAAUCCAUUUAACGAAUUUACUGCAAGUUCUGUACCACCAAUGAUUGCUGUGUUCUGGAGUGAUGCAGACAUCUCAGGCAGCAUUGGAAAUGUUUUCUAUCAGGAAUACAAAACAUAUGGUUCCGAAUUUUUUAACUUGACACAGAAUGUAGAAAGAAUGAUAUCUGACCAAUUCAAAUCUAAAUAUAAAGCCAAAUGGACCUUAAAGAUAACCUGGGAUAAAGUACCUGCAGCUACGUUGUUUGAAACAAAAAGCAAGACAAACACCUACCAAGCAAUUAUAACUACAAAUGGCAGCAUUUCAUUUGUUUUAAUGUUGUAUGAGUCUGGUGGAAUGAACUGGGAUGUAUCAACACUUACAUCUAAAGACCUCCUUAUUGGCUUCAGCAGCGGCAAUGGAUUCUUUGUGAACGAUGAGCAAACAAAACUUCCUACAGUUGCCGAAAGAUUUCGACCUGAUAAAUAUAGUGGAAAAAAUACAGAUUUGAAAGGCCUACGACUGUACAGUCUGAUUCAGGGCACACCACAGGUUAAUUACAAAGCAAACUGUCUGAGCUGGUUUAAUACAGAGCUAAAUCCAUCUCAGUGGAACCAAGGUUUACUUUCCUGUCCAUGCAGCUUGCCUCAAGGACAAGCAGACAAUCGAUUCCGAAACUCCAAUCUAGGUGCUACAACCAAAGUUCUUCGUAGUGCCAGCCCAAAUGCAAAUGGUGCUGGUCAAAGAUGUGUUUACAGUAGGAGGAAUGCAUUUCUUGAAGGUUGGCAAGAACGUUACUGGACGUCUACACCUUCAGACUCCUCAAGUCAGAACAAAAAAUUUGACCUAGAUCCAUACAACUGGUGCUGCGUAAAGGUUGACAACCCAUUAUUCUGUGACUAUUAUAGAAUCAGACGGCCAAGCAUUAACUGUUUAAACUACAGGCCACCAACCCGAGCCAUGAUGCUUGGUGAUCCCCAUUUCACAACUCUUGAUGGACUUUCCUACACUUUUAAUGGUCUUGGAGAUUUUGUGCUGCUUAAUGUUGAAUCCAGUGAUGACACCAUUUUUAAGCUCCAUGGUCGCACAGUCCAAACGGGUACAGCUCAAGCCACAAACUUCAUGGCUUUUGCAGUUCAGCACAUACAAGACAAAAUUAUCACAGUUCAGAUGAUUUUGAAAGGAAAUGAUUCAAUUGAAGUGCUAGUAAAUAAUGACAUGGUGCAGUUCGUGCCUGAUUCUGCAGAUAACCAAGAAAUAUUUCGAAAUGGUACCUUUUAUCUGGAGAAAAAUGGAAAUGCAUCAGUAACGGCUUCAUUUGGCAGUGGAAUCUCAUUAACAGUGACAGCACAAUUUGAGAUGUUACUUGCAAUCACCAAUUUGCCAGAAAAGUUUAUGAACACGACAAGAGGCCUUCUUGGUGUAUGGAAUGGCAAUCCAAAUGAUGAUUUUACAAUGCCAAAUGGAUCUGUUAUUCCAAAAAAUAGCAACGAAUCUACAAUCUUCAAUUAUGGAAUGACUUGGGAAGUGCCCCGGGAGAGUUCCAUUUUCACAAUUGGAAGAAGUGUUCCAAACAAUUCAUUUACACCUCGCUUUCUGGAAGAUCUCCAGCAACAGAAUGAGACCUUGUAUAAUUUGUUGGCCACUGAGUGUAAAAAUAACACUCAGUGCAUUUUUGAUGCAAUAAGUACAGGAAAGAAAGAGAUCGGAUUGGCAACAGCAAAGGGAAACACGGAAUUUACAGAAGUCAAUGCAAUGCUGAAUUCAUAUCCACCAACCAUUACAGGACCAGAAGUUAUUUAUGCACAACUGUUUCAGCAAAAUAUUUCUUACUAUCAAGCAAUAGACCAAGAGGGAAAUAAUGCUGUAUUCAUUCCUUACAUAUCCCAGGAAUUGAAUGUAACAGAAAAUGGAACUUUGAUCUGGCAUCCAAAGACCACAAAUGGAAUAUCGUUUGAAAUUGAAGCAAUUGGGUACAAUAAUCUGUCCUCAGUUCUUAGGCCCCAGUUGGUGUUAUGCAACUGCAGUGUGAAUGGAGAAUGCAUUAACAAUGAAAUUACUCAAAUCAAUGGCUCCUCUGUUUAUAAAGCUGCUUGUAACUGUACAGCUGGAUUUACUGGUACCAACUGUCAAGAUAAAAUCGAGAUAUGCCAGGUGGUCAGCUGUUUCCCAGGGGUAGACUGUUCCUCUUCUGGUUGUGGCUCCUGUCCCAGAGGAUUGGCAGGAAAUGGCAUACGUUGCAUUGAUAUAGAUGAGUGUAACAGCAAUAAUUCCUGUUCUCCAAAUGCAACAUGCACGAAUAUAGUGCAGAGUUAUAAUUGUACCUGCAACUCAGGAUUUUCAGGCAAUGGGACAUCCUGUAAUGUCAUUAAUCCGUGUGACAGUUCACCAUGUUCACCCAAUGCUGACUGCACGAACACAGCAGGACAUUUCAGCUGCACAUGUAAAGAAAGAUUCACAGGCAAUGGGACAUCCUGUAGUGUCAUUAAUCCGUGUGACAGUUCACCAUGUUCACCCAAUGCUGACUGCACUAACACAGCAGGACAUUUCAGCUGCACAUGUAAAGAAGGAUUCACAGGCAAUGGGACAUCCUGUAAUGUCAUUAAUCCGUGUGACAGUUCACCAUGUUCACCCAAUGCUGACUGCACUAACACAGCAGGGAAUUUCAGCUGCACAUGUAAAGACGGAUUCACAGGAAAUGGUACAAUCUGCCUUGCAGUGCCAUGUUUCAAUUUCACUUGUCCUUCCCCAUUCUGCAACAACGGAGGAACCUGUGUACCAAACCUUGCUGAUGGCUGCAAACCAUUGUGCCAAUGUCCAAGUCAGUACAAAGGAGAGCGGUGCACAAGUCCAGAACAGCAGUUCAUUGCACAACCCCUGUCAACUCUUCCAAAGAGAUCUGUUAAUAUUACAUUGAAGCUACCGAAUGUUAAUGUGACUGUCUUAAAAAACAGAAGCAGCACAGACUACAGGACUCUGAGUACUGUCACUGCAAGUAGGCUCCUGGAUUUUCUCGGAAAAGUGCGGCACUUUGCUGAGAAUUUGGAAGCUGUUUUCUGGUCACAGGGCGACAUCGUAACCACUGCUGUUGUGUCAUUAUUCAAUUACAAUGGAAACAGGACUGUAAUUGAUUUCCUAAAUAAUGAGCUACAUGACGCAAUUUUGGAAGCUUUUAAUGGCAAACAACGGUUUACUCGUGCUCUAUAUCCUGAUAAUUUCACUUUUGGGAAUUUAAAUGCAGCAGACAUUCAAGAUAUAACUAAAUUAUCAUAUGAAAAGCUACUGCCACAUUUCAGCUGCAACAACACUGAAUUUGCCGGUUAUGAGGUUCUGUGGGAUGAUCAAAAUGGAGUGAUUUGCCAGUCUCCCUGUGAAAUGAAUUACUGUCUCAAUCAGGGAGAGUGCAAACAUCUGAUAACUGGACCAGUGUGCAAAUGUGUUCCACGCACAAUAUAUUCAAGUUACGGUGAUCGCUGUGAACAUCUAUCAAUGAAUCUCAGAGCAUUUUUUGGCAUUCUAUUUGGUGCCUUAGCUUUCCUGUUCUUACUGAUGUUAGCCAUAUUUUUUAUCAUCUGGAAGUGCAAAAAGCCUGGAAGGGAACGACUCAUAAAUGACACAACCAGCUUUGGAGAUACAACAUUCUCAUUCAAAAGUAAUCCAUUAUCUUCCAAGUUGAAAACUACCCACAUCUUGCCUUCUUUGGGUGAUAAGGAUGUGCAAUCUGUGGCCUGGACUCCAAACUUUGAUGCUGUCAAGUCAACUGCAGAGGUAAAAAUUGCAAGACCAUCAGUCAAGAAAAAUGGCACUGACUCAGAAAUACCAUAAAACCAUCAACACAGUACUGAGGAACUUAACGAAGCUUAUGGAAAACGAAACACUGGCAUAGAAGAUUUAUUGCACAAAGAAUGCACUAUAAGGUUAUGGGUUUAUUAGAUAUGCAUAUUUGAGUACGUUUUCAGUUACCUAUACUACGAAUCAACAUUGUCUCCCAAAAGAAGCUGUCAGUAAAUUCUAUAAAAGCUCAUAUGAAUUAAAGGGCGUGUUUUAUUCCUGGUGUCUGAAUAAACCCUAUUGUUUACAGUUAAUUCCCUUUCAUUACUUUAUAAGAGUUAUCAGUAGGUGCCUGCUGUUGAGAAUAUUAUCUAAUAAUAUAUAAUUCCUCACUUUCACUUCGAAAUUGAAAUUUUUCAAAUCAUGAUUGCAAUAAUCUUUAAAAUAUCCUAUUUGUAUCACAUCAGAGCAUUAUUUUUAUGUUGUUUAUAUUCCUUUUUUUAAUAAGAAAAUCGUUUAUCAAAUUGCACAUAUUACUAUAUUAGAAUGUGAUUUUUGUGGCAAAAUACUGUCUAAAUAUUUAAGGCCUCUGGUGAAGGGUAAUAGAAUUUACUUCUAUAGAAUAGAGCUAGAAGAGUCAUGUGUGUAUUAUAAUCCAAAACAAAUUAUUUAAAUAAUCUAUACAAAAAGAUAUGUGAGAA
Messenger RNA from Rhincodon typus (whale shark), 4815 nucleotides. Its product is annotated as mucin-4-like. Lineage: Eukaryota; Metazoa; Chordata; Chondrichthyes; Orectolobiformes; Rhincodontidae. The transcript has 30 exons. The record is from RefSeq and is a predicted model, not a curated record. The coding region runs from base 101 to 4168 and encodes 1355 amino acids. Gene Ontology annotation, molecular function: calcium ion binding. Gene Ontology annotation, biological process: cell-matrix adhesion.